AUGAACCUGACUAUUCAUGGUAUUGCACAUUCAAACAUUAGAGAUGGCUGGCAACUCCCUUUACAUGGAAGCUACGAAAGAUAUACAAUGAAGAUAUUGGAUAAUAUUUACGAGACACUUCAAAAAGAAGAAGAUAAGAUAUUUCAUUGGAGUGAUCUUCCUUCUUUGGAUAAGUGGAUUCAUCACUAUAAUCAAUUUAACUCAACCAAAAUUAACACAAUGACUAAACUAAUGAGAGAUGGUAAAUUUAUAAUUGUAGGAGGUGGAUGGGCUAUGAGUGAUGAAGCACUCCCUUCUUAUAAAGAGACUAUGGUUCAAAUGAGAACUGGAUUGUCAUUUUUAAACCGUCAUUUCUAUCAAAAGCCAACAAUAGCAUGGCAAAUUGAUUCUUAUGGUCAUUCUUCUGCAACAAUCUCUGUUUUAAGAAAGCUUGGAUACGAAGCAAUGGUUGGAAACAAGAUUUCAUCUGAUUACAAGAAGAAGCUUGAGAAUGAGUAUGGAUUUAAUUUUUAUUGGCAAGGUCAUCGAGUUUCAGAAAAUCAUGAAGAUGAUAUCCUUCUUACACACAUUUUAACAAAUGAUUACAACAGUCUGAAUGUAUGGAAUGAAGGAAUGGCUCUCAGCUCAAACAUCCAAGAAGAGAAGGCUAAUAUUUAUGAAAGAGAAAUUCGCCCAUCUCUGAAUUCUAUUAGCGUGCUAAGUAACAAUGAAGCGAGUAAUUUUAAUUCAAUGGUUUGACUUGGAGGAGACUUUUUCUUUGUCCAAGCUCCUCAAUUAUUCAAGAAGUACAAUGAGCUUCUCAAUAGCCUGAGAGUAGAUGCUACAGAGAAAAGAAUGAUAGUUGAUUCUAGAUAUAGCUCCCUGUAUGAUUAUUUUGCAGGAGUUCAUAAUUGGGAAAGCAAGUCAGGAUUGUUCAGAGGAGACUUCUUACCUUAUAACGAACCUACAAACACCACUGAAGACUUCUGGAGCGGGUUCUACUCUACCAGACUUCACCUGAAGCGCUAUAUCAGAUACGUGUUUAAUCAGUUGCAGGCUUUCAAGAUCUUUGUGGGUGUUAUGCAUAGUAGUAAAGGCUCAAUUAGUUCUUCCUUUCAAUUUCGUAAUACAACUUACAAAUCUAAACCAUAUGAUCUAUUGAUUGAAGAAACUCAAAAGAAAUGGGCUUCAUUGCUCAGCCAUGAUGCUAUUACCGGAACUUAUGAAUUUGAAGUUGAAUCAAGCUAUUAUAAAUCUCUUAAUGAGACUCUGGAUAGUUUCAAUGAAGUUUUUAAGUCCUAUUAUCAAAACCGCUACCCUUAUCGCAAUCGCCGCGAUCAUAGAAAUUCAGAUUUGCUAGGAAAAAUUGCGAAUUCAAACAAUAAAUGAUUAGGCUAUAUGUUUGUAAACCCUUCUACAUACACCAGACACGAGGUAAUGAACAUAACUCUUCCUAACGACUACAUUAACAAACAGCUAUUUACAGUGCUCCAGACUACUUCUUCCAACAAAACCAUUCCUAGCUAUAUCUCUGAGCUUUAUGAAAUGAAUGAGAAUACUCAUCAACUUGUGAAGGUUUAUAAAAUAUUCUUUGAACUUGAAAUAGAGUCUCUCUCUACUGCAAUGGUAUAUAUUUACUCGGAUGAACGAGGUGAUCAGUGUCAAAAAGAUUAUAUAACUUGUUCUCAGACAAUAAACGGAUUAAUGAUUAGAGAAGAUUACGACCUUGAAAACACUCACAUUAAGCUAGAAUUCAAUGAUAAUGGUUCACUAAAAACAAUUAUUAAGACCUCAAAUACGGGAGAUAGUCAAAAACAAAGUAUUACAGAGGAAUUCAAUUAUUACAGAACUGAUGAAGGUAGUAGGUCUGGCCCCUAUAUUUUCAACCCAUUGCACAAAAAGACUGCUAUGAAGUUCGACUUAACUGAAAAAUAUGAAUACAAAAUUGGAAAUUUGACAACUAUUCUGCAAGUAUAUUCAAAAAAUAAAGAUGACCAAGCACUUAAGACUUACUCUAUCCAACUGGUUGGAUACACUGCUUAUGUGGAUGACUCAAUGAAGCUUGUUGAAAGACCUAUUUACAACAAGAAAGCCAGAGUCAAGAGAAGCAAUGAUGUUGAGCUGACUGGGUUCUUCACAUACCCCUGUGUAUAUGGAGGAGCUCUCAGAACAACCCACAAUUCAGAGGAUCACUACUUCGGAUGGUCUAAUUCACACUCGAUCGGGUGUACAUUCUCUGAGGAAAACAGAGUGGAAAUAAUGAUUUACAGGAAGUUUGGCAUCAAUGAUCAUAAAGGAUUGAACUCUGUAGACGUUCAGAGUCAUGUGACUGCAACCAACUUCCAGUUCUACAUGCACUCAUCAGAAAACAUGUCUGAGUUUUGGGAUCAGAAGAUAGAAUCAAAUGUGAAAGUAAAUGAGCCUAUAGCUCAAUUCAGAAUCAUUCCUUCUUACAAUCAAUGCCCUCUUUUUAUGUUUAUAACUCCUGCGAAGCUACUGAACGGAAAGCUAGACUUUGGAGGGUUUACAAAGCAUGUUGAAAUCGCUGAUCUUGGAAUAAAUGCAAUCACUCUGUAUAACUCACAGUACAUUGGUGUAUUUAACUUUGUCUUGAGGAAUAGACUUGGAGAAAAUAUCCCUGUGCCUUCUGAUAUAGGUGUCAAUCAUACUUUAGUAAAGAACGAAUAUAUCGAUGUUGUCAAAAAAGGAAAUGACCCUAAGUUUGGAAAUCAAUGUAAUUCAAAUUGGGAAAUCCUUGUGAAUGAUAGACCUCCUCUAAAUACAUUAGACUCAGAGUAUCAGCCAUUUGGUAGUCAAAUCGUUAAUAACUCCACCCUGAAACCAUAUGAAAUGGCUCAGUAUAUGGCAAUUAAUCAUCGAUUUUACCAAUAUCACAUAGAUUAUUAUAAUUCUUUACAACGACGUGAACAUGACCAUGUGACUUGUGAGCCUUUGAGUUUUGUAAAGGCUAUCAGAGGAGUACCAGACUCAUACUCAAGUAAGCAAGGUAUCAGCUUCUCCUGUUUAAUUCUCAUGUCAACUAUUCUCACUUCGAUCGGAUUAGCUGUAUGGCUAUUCUUUGAUUUCAAGAAAGAGAAGAAUCAAAGGGAAGAAGAGUUUCAAAUAGAAAUAAGCGAUGAGAUGAGAAUAGAAGAACUCUAAUUGAUCUAACCAAUCACAGUUCC
Molecule: messenger RNA, 3164 nt
Organism: Moneuplotes crassus
Lineage: Eukaryota; Ciliophora; Spirotrichea; Euplotida; Euplotidae
Source: the annotation of a GenBank genome assembly